AAUAAAAAGCAAUGUUCGGUGGACGGACGUCGUUUCGACUUUUGUAUUCCGUCAUGCAAUAAUUUUUGUCAUUCAUGAAUUCAUUGGUAAAAAGAUAUUUAGGUGGAGUCACCGUAGCAAACGUUAGAUUAUAAAUAAAAAUGUUGUUCUAGUACUCGAUUUCGCGUAGUUUAUAAUAAAGCACUUGAUAGGUCUGUGACAAGUACGGUAAUGGUGGCCAUGUCAUGAAAAUCCCCACAGCCAUGGAUGAUAGCUCCGUUUCUCAUCACAACGGAGGGCAAGUGGGAUCUGAAAUAGGAGUUAGUGUAAAUAAUAAACAAAAUGAAGAAUCUAGUCAAAGUGUCCAGUAUUCGAUACCGGGCAUUUUGCAUUUUAUCCAACAUGAAUGGGCGAGAUUCGAACUCGAAAGAUCACAAUGGGAGGUGGAUAGAGCUGAGUUUGAGGCACGGAUUGCCUUCCUUCAAGGUGAAAGGAAGGGCCAAGAAAAUUUAAAAAACGAUCUAGUGAGGCGGAUCAAAAUGCUUGAAUAUGCAUUAAAACAGGAAAGAGCAAAGUUUCAUAAACUGAAGUAUGGUGUGGAACUGCAACAAGGUGAUAUGCGCCCGCCACCAGAUGAGCCACCUGUAGAACCAGAGCCAGCAGAGAGAACACAGUGGCAGCAGGGUCGCCAACUUAUCAAACAGUACCUGCAGGAAGUAGGUUAUACAGAUACAAUACUGGAUAUUCGUUCUAAUCGAGUGAGAACAUUAUUGGGUGUGAAUAAUGAGGAACAGGCUGAGGAAUCCAAUUAUAGGAAUUGUGAUAAGCAUCACUAUUCCACAAACACAGCUGUUGGACGCAAAAUGAUGAUGUAUGACUAUGGUGGUAAAGAGCAACAACGCAAGGGUGCUGUAUCAAGUGGCGGAGGUUACAAUGAGGAAGGGCUGUCAGUGCAAGAAAAUGCAGUUUUUGCUAACUUUGAAUUCCUGGCUAAUCAGGAGAUGGAUAUGGACGAAAUUGAAGAUUUAAAUGCCAAACAAAUGCACCACACUACAAAUAAACAAGGUGAAGAAGUAGACCAUGAAGCAGAAGAAGUGCUUAAUGAGCUGAAUUUGCUCACCGAAACCGAGGCUGAUGGUGGAGGCCAGGGUGAUGAAUAUGUUGUGAAGUUCCCAAGCGGCACAGCCAGCAGCGGGCCGGCUGGCGAGGCGGACGAGAAGCCGCUAGCGCUGGGCGAGCUCGCACAGCUCACGGUCAGCAACGAGCCCGAGGGGUACGACGUGGCCGGCGCCAGCAAGGAGUCGUUCCGCAAGACGUGGAACCCCAAGUACACGCUGCGUUCACAUUUUGACGGGGUCCGCGCCGUUGCUUUCCAUCCCACCGAGGCGGCGUUAGUCACAGCGUCCGAAGACCACACCCUCAAGCUGUGGAACCUGCAGCGAACGGUAACGGCGAAGAAGUCCGCCGGCUUGGACGUGGAGCCCCUGUACACGUUCCGGGCGCACUCCGCCCCGGUACUGUGCCUCGCCAUGGGAGCCCCGCGCUCGGAGGAGUGCUUCUCCGCAGGAAUUGAUGGCACCAUCCGUGUGUGGAAUCUACCCUCGCUCACUGCUGAUCCUUAUGAUCCGUAUGACUCUGCUGUACAGGGCCCCGUGCUGCGCGAUCACACGGACGCGGUGUGGUCGCUGUCGUGGUCGCACGGGCGGCUGCUGUCGGCGUCGGCGGACGGCACGGCGCGGCUGUGGGCGCCGCGCGCGCCGCGCCCGCUGCUGUGCACGCUGCGCGACGACGUGGCGCCCGCGCCGCUCGCCCCGCCCGCGCCCGCCGCCGCCGACUUCGCGGACGCGGCCACGCGCGCCGCCGUCGUGUACAAUGAUGGAUCGCUGCUGCUCUACGAUUUGGAGACUGCGCAGACGGUGCUGCGCGUGUCGUGCUCGAGCCCGGCGCACCGCGUGCGCUCGCACCCCACGCUGCCGGUGCUGGUGACGGCGCACGAGGACCGGCACAUCCGCUUCUGGGACGCGGUGUCGGGGCGCUGCGCCAACGCGAUGGUGGCGCACCUGGACGCCGUCACCGGCCUCGCGCUCGACCCCAACGGCCUGUUCCUGCUCUCCGGCUCGCACGACUGCUCCGUGCGCCUGUGGAACCUCGACACCAAGACGUGCGUGCAGGAGAUCACCGCGCACCGCAAGAAGUUCGACGAGGGCAUCCUCGACGUCGCCUUCCACCCGAUGCGGCCCUACAUCGCGAGCGCCGGCGCCGACGGGCUCGCCAAAGUGUUCGUGUGAGCGGCGCGCCGCCCCGCGAGUGCCGCCCCGCCCGUCGCCCGUGCGCCGGCCCGCGAGCCGACCGCCGCCGCCGUGUAAUCCGCGCGUUUCAUGAAGGCGCACUCGAAUAUGUACUUUCUUAAAUUUAUGUGUAUCGUUCAGUGUUACGAUUCUACCGAAACGCGGAAGCUCCCCCUUUCGGUUCCGACCGUACGUACGUCUGUAGGAUGAAUUCGUGGAACGUAUAUGAUGCGACAGUAGAGGGACGGCGUUCGUGAAAUGCGACGAUUAUACGUUUCGUUUUUAACGUAUUUAAAAAUAUUGUAACGUAACGUUCCGGGCGCGCUUCGACGCUCGUCACAAGCGCGUAGUGGACACUCAUCUAUGUAUAGACAUUUGGAAUCUAUUAUAAUAUAUUUUUAGACUUUCAGUAUGUGGAUUUUAGGUUUUUAUCGCGACUUUUUCACCGAUUUUACUAUACGCAGUGAGUUAAAGAUAUUGUUCGUUUCUAUGCAUCUGUAAGCGUGACCUUUGUAACAAACAUUAUGAGGAUAUCGAAGAUUUUUCUUUGAUACGUUCGUGUCACGUAUCUGUACAGUUAGAUUUUAUGCAGUAUUUGAUAUUUUGCAGAUAACGUUCGAAGUGAUUACAUUAGCUAGUAUAUAUUUUAUUUAAAUCGUUUCGAUUUAUAUAGACGACUCUUACGUUUUGUCUUAUAUCUUGCUCUCAUAAUAUCUCGUGCAAUGAGGAGCGGUCGAACAAAAAUGGAACGGCUAGGAGUACUGUAUUGGAAGUAAAAUAAGUAAUGUUUGUUCAUAAUGAAUACUGCAAUGUAGAAUAUAUAUUAUAAAACAUUACAUAAUUAUUCCUUUAUUUUCCUCGAAUUCAUAUGUACACAUACAUCCAAAUUGAUAGUAAAAAGCAACAUAACCGAA
Messenger RNA from Colias croceus (clouded yellow), 3181 nucleotides. It is a transcript of the gene Cka, whose product is annotated as striatin-4. The record is from RefSeq and is a predicted model, not a curated record. The transcript has 9 exons. Gene Ontology annotation, molecular function: protein binding. Lineage: Eukaryota; Metazoa; Arthropoda; Insecta; Lepidoptera; Pieridae. The coding region runs from base 225 to 2267 and encodes 680 amino acids.